Molecule: messenger RNA, 2372 nt
Organism: Abrus precatorius (Indian licorice)
Lineage: Eukaryota; Viridiplantae; Streptophyta; Magnoliopsida; Fabales; Fabaceae
Product: TORTIFOLIA1-like protein 3
Exons: 5
Coding region: 178-2043 (621 amino acids)
Cellular component (GO): microtubule
Molecular function (GO): microtubule binding
Source: RefSeq, a predicted model, not a curated record
UCCCGUUACAGUUUAAAAGCCGAGAACCCGUAGGCGUUGUCGCAUUUGGCCUCGCGUUGAAAGCGCGACCAUACAGCGAAACAAUCCGAUCACCGGGGACUGGAAAUGGUAGCAUCUCAAACACGCUGUUCCUAACCGCGACCCCAGCACAGCACUAUCGUGCACGUGACAUUGACAAUGCCUCGUCCCUCUACAACCGCAACGCAAAACAUAAAGCAGAGGGUUCUCACGUGCCUGACGAAGCUUUCGGACCGUGAUACGCACGCUCUUGGAGCCACGGAGUUAGAGACCAUUGCUCGAACCAUAGACCAAAAUUCAGUGUCAGUGUUCCUCUCUUGCAUUCACUCCACCGACGCUUCGGACAAAACACCCGUUCGCAAACAAUGUGUGCACCUCGUCGCCAUUCUCUCCGAGGCGCACGGCAACGCACUCUCUCCCUUCCUCUCCAAAAUCCUUGCCAACAUCGUGCGCCGCCUCCGCGACCCCGACUCGUCGGUUCGAGCCGCGUGCGCCGAUUCCGUUUCGGUGUUGUCGGCGUGCGUCACGAAGCAGCCGUUUUCGUCCUUUCUGAAGCCGUUGGCUGAGGCGCUGUUCACGGAGCAGGAUCCGAACUCGCAGGCUGGCGCUGCUAUGUGUCUGGCUUCGGCGAUUGAUGGAGCUCCGGAUCCGGACCCCGCCAGGCUGGCCAAGCUCCUCCCGAGGUUCGAGAAGCUUCUCAAGUGCAAGGUGUUUAAGGCCAAGGCGGCACUGCUUGUGCUCAUUGGAAGCGUCGUCGGGGCCGGUGGCGCGUCGAGUCGCGGCGCGUUGACGAACCUCGUUCCUUGUUUGGUGGAGGCGUUGAGCAGCGACGAUUGGGCUACCAGGAAGGGUGCAGUUGAGGCGUUGAUGAAACUGGCGAUAGUGGAGAGGGACUCGUUGUCGGAAUUCAAGGCUGGGUGUUUGAAACUUUUCGAGAAUCGGCGAUUUGAUAAGGUGAAGUUGGUUCGGGAAGUUAUGAAUCAGUUGUUGGAUGCAUGGAAGCAGAUUCCUGAUGUUUCGGAUGAAUUCUCUCCACCUCCUCAAUCGCAGUCUUCUUCCAAGGAGAAUGCAAGUGAUGGGCGCUAUCCACAUGUCUCUCAAAAUUCUUGUAGCCCUGGUUCUGUAAUGACUAAAUUGAGGAGGAAAUCGAGUCCAGUAAGCAAAUCAACUCCACCAGAUAGAUCUACUGCUAGGAAUGCUAAAAAGAUGAGUGCAUUAAGUGAUAAUCAAAUGAGUUCAGGUGUUUUGCGUAAACUGAACCAUAACAAUUGGGAUGUUCAAAUUGCUGUGUCAAAUGUUCCUGAUCAUGGUGAACUUCAGCGGAGGGAUGAAACAGUUUUGGAAAGAAGCAAAAAGGAUAAAAGCAGAUUUUUUAAGUCCGAAGCAAGACGGGCUCUAUUUGAUAAAACUCCUGAUGACAAGAUUCAUAAAUUUGGUGGGUCCAAAGGUGGAUCUCGUGUGGUUCCUUGUUCUGAAGAGAGUCAAGACUCAGGUCCUGUUGGUAAUGUCACCAAAGAUGUCCAUAGGAAUGACAAAGAGAGUGAGGAUUUAUCUUUGAUUCGCGCCCAAUUACUUCAAAUUGAGAAGCAGCAGUCAAGUCUGCUUGAUCUUCUACAGAAAUUCAUUGGGAGUUCUGAAAAUGGAAUGCGAUCUUUAGAGACUCGUGUGCAUGGCCUUGAAUUGGCAUUGGAUGAGAUCUCCUAUGAUUUGGCUGUGUCAACUGGAAGGAUGACUAAAGAUGAUGCUCCUAGGCAUACGUGUUGCCUGCUACCUGGUGCCGAAUUUUUAAGCUCCAAAUUCUGGAGGAAAACACAGGGCAGGUAUUCAUCCCACCGAUUCUCUACAUCUGGUGGCACCCCAUCAUUAGCUUCCAUUCAUCACAGAGCCAAUAGGAAUGCUGAAACUAAUUUGACAAGCCACAGAUUUAGGGUCCGGGGUGAUGGAAGCUUCAUCACUAAUCCUCUGGCAGAGAUUAAAACUAAUUCAAGGGAGAUUUCAGGCUCUGCAAGAUCAGAGCUAGCUUAAAAAGCAGAUGUACUGCACAACCUAUACUGCAAGCUUGAUCUUUUGAUUCUCAACUAGCCUGGUGGGAGAAAUCCCUCACUAGGGAAGUGUCGCCAAUGAAGUAAUCAGAAUAGUUAGUCACUCUGGAAGGACAAGCUUGAUAUCAUACAUUCUUGGUCAUAGUUCAGAAUUUCAUUUAAUAUGCCGCGAUAGUUGUUGGACAAGUACAUAUAGGGGUUGAGUUUAGGGCUAAAUAUAAAUAUUGCUGUUUUCAGUUGAGGGUGAAUCUGCACACAGGACUAGCAUGAGAAGAACCUACAUUAAGCAAUAUGAGAGCACAUAUUCUUACU